CGACCCUAGAGAGAAAGGGGCUAAUAUAAAACAAGAGAAAAAAACAAUAAAAGCGGGGAAAAAUAGCAAAUUACCAUGGUACCAUACUGGUUUGGCGGACCGUAAUAGUAGUGAACCACUUAUCGUAUUUUAAACGAGAUUUGUUUUUUCAUCUCGAAUCGAAACUGAAUCCAUUUGAAACGAGACGAGUAGUGAUCAAUGGCGAGUUAUCCGGUUCUCCCGUCCGAAACUCCGGCGCCGAUCGUUUACGCGUCGUCGUCGUCUUCGUCAUCUGGAACUGUUGCGGCGGAAGACGACGGAGGAUUCGAAGACGGAUGCAUCAUUUGUCUGGAGCCGUUCAGUUCUAGCGAUCCUCCUACUGUUACCAAAUGCAAACAUGAAUAUCACUUGCAGUGUAUACUUGAGUGGUCUCAGAGAAGUCAAGAAUGUCCUAUUUGUUCAAGGCAAGUUGUAUUGACAGAACCUGCCAGCCAAGAGCUGCUGGUUGCAGUGGAGACCGAAAGGAAUGCAAGGUCAAGGUGUAGUGUGCACUAUGCUCCUGAAAUUCACGAAAGCAACGACAUGGAUGAUGGGGAUGUUUCUGAUCUUGAAGAGAGGAUAAUUCGACGCUUUGCUGCCCUUACCAGCAGAGCUCGCUCUAUUAACAGAAGGAUAAGACACACGUCUUCAAUUCUUUCUUCUGUUCCUACAGAAGCCGGUUCAAUUCCGCAUCAAAUGAGUGACUCCUCAGAAGAGUCUCGAGGGAGAACUUAUGAAUUUCUUCGGAGUGGUAUGCCACCUUCUAGGAUCUCAUCGAGCACAAUUGAUGCAUCCUGUUCUUUUUCAAUCUUGUCACCUAUAUCAAAUGUAGCCACUGCUACUCCAGCAAGUGGGGUUGACUCAAUUAAGCUUUGUGGAUCAUCCCCUGAGAAUCAGCAAAGGUCAAGCUCAUCUGAUUUGCUUGCUUUCUCAGAGUCCAUAAAAUAUAAACUCUCUGCUGCUUCAUCCAGGUACAAGGAAACAUUCUCAAAAAGUACACGAGGGUUUAAGGAAAAAUUACUAGCUCGGAAUACAACCGUCAAGGAACUUGGUAAAGAAGUGCAGCGAGAGAUGAGUGCAGGUAUUGCUGGUGUUGCCAGAAUGAUUGAGAGACUCGAUCUUAGUUCAAAACGUGCUACUGCUUCUGGUCCUUUAUCCAGCAACACAGUGGAGGGGUGUGUAACUUCUCAAUUCCUAGAUGGCAAUACCCAGGAAUCUACAAGCAAAAUGAGUUCUAAUGUAACCUCUUUACCCUGCACAAACUAUUCCAGAUCGAACUGAUAUUUCUGCUCAACAGGGGAGAUAAUUUGGUUCAUUUAGAAGAGCAAAAGAUGGGUGGUGAGGUAUGCAUAAUCUGCGAGUGACUGAAAAGAAAUCAAAUGCAUCCAUUCCUCAGGGACUUGAAGGUUUCAUUCAUACUGGCCAAAGAAACUACACUUUACCUACAUUAUUUCCUUUGUUUAUUUACUUAAAACCAAACAUAAUUUAAACCCAAAUCCAUUAUCUUAAUGGAUUGAUGCGAGUUCUAAAAGUAAAUCAUAUGAGUUGCU
This is a messenger RNA of Cuscuta campestris, 1568 nucleotides long. NCBI's taxonomy places the organism in Eukaryota, Viridiplantae, Streptophyta, Magnoliopsida, Solanales, Convolvulaceae. The record is from the annotation of a GenBank genome assembly.